UGUCUUAUCUCCUCGAGUAAUAGAAAAUGGCGUCUACCAGCAUGAGAAGAAUUUUCCUUUUAGUUUCAUUUCUUGAUUUAUUUGUUGUCGGAUUUUGUGAUGAUUUUUCGCUGAAACCUAUCAUCAGAAAAGUAAGAGCUGAGGAAACUUUAAGUGAUGAUGAGAGAACAGUUUUGGCUAGGGCUGAUGAACGUGAUCUUCCACCAUCAUUACAAAGACUUGUACGGGACACACUAACAGGAGAACAUCUUUGCUGCAGAAAUACCCCACUACCAUUGGUUACCAAAUCUCGGUCCGUUGCAAGGCACCAUCUGGUUCAUGAUAAACCAGUAACAACAUACGUAACUGAAUACUAUAAAGAGGUUGUUGAACGCUCAUGUCCUCAGGAACACAUCGUUUGUUGCAACAUGUACAUUAUGGUGGCAUACAAAUGUGUUUAUUUGAGAGAUCUCCAUGAAGUUGCGGUAUCCCUUCUGGGUUGAAUAUAGAACGGAUUGCUGUAUAUUGAGAUUAAG
Saccostrea echinata is the source of this 515-nucleotide messenger RNA. RefSeq lists its product as uncharacterized. NCBI's taxonomy places the organism in Eukaryota, Metazoa, Mollusca, Bivalvia, Ostreida, Ostreidae. The transcript has 4 exons. The coding region runs from base 27 to 482 and encodes 151 amino acids. The record is from RefSeq and is a predicted model, not a curated record.